Acyrthosiphon pisum (pea aphid) is the source of this 2362-nucleotide messenger RNA. RefSeq names its product Transmembrane endosomal protein (gene Tmep). The record is from RefSeq and is a predicted model, not a curated record. The coding region runs from base 397 to 1521 and encodes 374 amino acids. The transcript has 9 exons. NCBI's taxonomy places the organism in Eukaryota, Metazoa, Arthropoda, Insecta, Hemiptera, Aphididae.
GUCAGUUCAGCUCUUCGUACCGAACGUCCGCCUUCGUUAGUGCAUGCCGCUCACCGUCUGCUGUGUUUUUCGGGUACAUUCACUUUUUGCGCCGCCGACGCAUACCCGUACAAACCGACACGUCGGUCGACUUUCGACGCGUUUCCCCGGGUCAUGCGAACGGCAUUCAAGGAAACAAGGAAAAAAAAUGACCGAUUCCAGCCAACAAUAUGUCAGUGAACACUACGGUCCAGUCAAGUUCCUCAGCUUCCGCCAUGCCUCCACUUGGUAGACGCGAAAUGAAACAAUAGCUGUGCUACCAUAAAUCACUCACUGCAGCUACCGACCAGCAGUGGAUACCAACCAUCAGCUUACCGCUCACCACUACACUACAGCUAAGACUACACCUGCAGUAGAAUGGCAUCUAGUAACAAUACAGAAACAACUGAUACUAUAGAAGUUAUCACACAGCGGGCUAUCACACAAUCAAAUCCAAUAUUUUUACAAACUACUGCUUGCCAAGUAAUCGCUGGACUAUUUGUUUGGACAGCAGUAUUUGUUACAUGUCAACAGAUAUAUUAUCACCUGCGAUGGAAUACGAAUCCAGCCGAACAACGAUGGAUCAUCCGAAUAUUGUUUAUUGUACCUAUUUACGCGCUACACUCGUGGGUCAGUUUGUUGUUCUUCAACAACGAACACUACUACGUGUACUUCUUUACAAUUAGGGAUUGCUACGAAGCUUUCGUGAUAUACAAUUUUAUGAGUUUAUGUUACGAAUAUUUGGGCGGUGAAGGGAACAUAAUGAGCGAAAUUCGUGGGAAACCUAUUCAGUCUAGUUGGCAAUAUGGAACUUGUUGUUUGACAGGACGUACUUACACAAUUGGAUUCCUACGUUUUUGCAAGCAAGCAACACUACAAUUUUGUUUGGUAAAACCUUCAAUGGCUUUUGUCAUUAUAUUCCUGCAAUAUGUUGGACAUUAUCAUGAUGGCGAUUGGAGUAUGAAUGGAGGAUACUUGUAUGUCACAGCCAUUUACAAUAUGUCUGUGAGCUUAGCACUAUAUGGAUUGUUCCUGUUUUAUUUCGCUACUCGAGAUCUCCUAAUACCAUUCGAACCGGUCUUAAAGUUUUGCACCAUCAAGAGUGUGAUUUUCCUAUCAUUCUGGCAAGGUGUAUUACUGGCAGUUUUAGAAAAAGCUAAAUUCAUAGAUCCCGUCAUUGAUUCCAGUGGCCAACCCACUAGUGCCGGUACAGUAUCAGCUGGCUACCAAAACUUUUUAAUAUGCAUUGAGAUGCUGUUUGCUGCAUUGGCCCUAAGAGCUGCAUUUCCGUAUGAGAUAUACGCUAAUAACGCACAAACAGGAACAGGAAAUCCAUCCAAUUCGCGCACAGUUACAAUGCAAAGUAUUUCUAGUAGUUUGAAGGAAACAAUGAAUCCGAAAGAUAUAAUGACGGAUGCCAUACAUAAUUUCCAUCCACAGUAUCAACAAUAUACACAGUAUAGUUCAGACGUUGGUUCCUCUCGGCCUUAUGAAAAAUUAUAAGCAUGGAAAGGUGUUUUAGUUGUAUUUUGCUCUCUUUGCAUUUUAUUUUUAACCAUUAUUUUUUAUAUAUUUUUUUUUUAUCAUUUUAGUUAUUAUUUUUUAGAUUUUAUUCUCAUGACCAUCUAUUAUUUAAUAGGUAUUCCAGUAUAAAUAAUUUUUCUUUUAUUUCAAUAGGUUUAUAUAAUUUUUAUGUUUGUAGUGAAUAAACUCCAAGCCCGCUUGAUUUUUCUUUAUCGGGUUGAUGCAAUGUGAUUUUGUUAAACAUAUUUAUAUAUAUACUUUUUUUAUGUUAUGAAGUACUUAACGCUAUUUAAAAAUGUCUUUUGUUUGUGUUUUUUUUCUAUUUUGCUAUGUUGAUAGUAAUAAUACAACUAUGUAUAUUUCCAUUAUAUAAAUAGCUUAUUUUCCCCCGAUAUUCUUACUAGUCAACAUUUUACUGCAAAAUAGUAAGUAUAUUGUUUUGUUGUAUAUUAUACUUACAAAAACUUUCGAACAGAAAAUUUUUCUAUGCCUUAUUUACUUUAAGAAAUUAAUUUUUAAGUUUGUGAUCUGUAUUUAAAAACUAAUUAGACGUUUACAUUUAAUUUAUUGCUUAAGUGUACCUAUUAAAAGUAUUUACUUAAUUUUAAUUUAAUAUCUAUGUAACUAAAUAGAUAGGUAUUUAUAUUUAAUUAUGUAUAAUUAAAUCAAUUUAAUACGAUUAUAUGUAUUUUUAAAUUAGCACUAUAUUAUUACACUUGUAAUAAGUGUUUGAGGAACGAUCCUCGCAAACUUGUAUUUUAUAGUUAAUUAAAAUUAAUUGUACCAUUUAUAAUAAAUACAAAAUUUUCCAUACUAAAAA